UUUUUUGCUUAGAUCCACAAACGACGAUUAAAUAGCUUUAAAAUGCAUUUUGUUGUUGUGCUGACAAGUUUUUUAGCUGUUUGUAGCGCCAUAAACUUACCAGGUGUUCAAUUGGAUUUCACUGAGGAUGAUGAAGUGCUCUCAUUAAUUUCAGAUGAAGUAGCUCGCAAAUUCGCCAAAGAAUAUAAAGCUUACUUGAAAUCGAGUGUUGCAUCGCCUGUACUUCAGCAGAUCUCCAACCGAUUGGCGUCCAUACACUCUCAUAAGGAUAUUUUCACGAGGAAUGUCGUUGAUUUAGGUGCUGCAGAUCAAUUUGUCGUUUGCACAACCUGUCGUGCCACUAUGAGCGUUUUGGGUGACAUGUUUCGCGAUCCAGAAGGUGAGUUGAAUGGCCCGUCAGCGGAGGAGAAUGCCAAGAGUGUGGUGCUCGAUAUUUGUGAUCGUCUUAAGUUGUCAACGAAGGAAGUUUGCACCGGAUUAUUUGACUUGAAUUGGUCUAUUGUAGAAUAUAUCAUACACAAUACAGUAGCUGAUACUCGCAGCUUGUGCGGGACAUUACCCAUUAAUUUUUGUAAAGUCAAACAAACCGAGUAUAAUUUCAAACUGAAUAUCGAUGCCAGCGCACCUACGGUGGAGAGUUCCAAAAGCGACAUACCCGGCAAGAGUGGUUCAGAUCUUAAAAUAGUGCAGUUAACUGAUAUACAUUAUGAUCCCGAAUAUGAACCUGGCGCACUAGCUGAGUGUGAAGAACCGCUGUGUUGCCAACGUAGUUCAAAAACCGCUAGCGUUGAGUCUAGCAAACAAGCUGGAUACUGGGGUGACUAUCGUGAUUGUGAUUCGCCACUUCAUGUGAUUGAAAAUGCUUUCGAUCAUGUUCGUGAGACCCAUGCAAACGUGGACUACAUUUAUCAGACCGGAGACAUUGUCCCACACAUUUAUUGGGCAACCACUAAGGAGGGCAACAAAGCAAUGAUCACAAGAAUGCAUGAAUUAAUUGCGGAAAAGUUUCCCAACACACCCGUUUAUCCCAAUGUAGGAAACCAUGAGACGCAUCCAUCAAAUGUGUUUGGUGGCACCGACGCUCCUUCCGAAAUGAACGCCCAAUGGCUGUAUGAGCAUCUGUGGUCUCUUUGGUCCAGAUGGUUACCAGCAGAUGCAAAAACGACUGUUCUCAAAGGCGGCUACUAUACGGUUUCGCCGAAGACGGGGUUCCGUAUUAUUUCCAUAAACAGCAAUGAGUGUUAUCUCUACAAUUGGUGGGUCUAUCACAAUGGCAGCAUUGCUAUUGAACAACUUCAAUGGCUGCAUGACACUCUGCUCGCCGCCGAAAAGGCCAAUGAAUAUGUACACAUUUUGUCACAUAUCCCAUCAGGUGAUGCGGAUUGCUGGAAUGUUUGGGCCCGAGAGUUUAACCGUAUUAUUGAGCGUUUCAAUAAAAUGAUUGGUGGGAUUUUCACUGGGCACACGCAUGUGGAUGAGUUAAAUGUGCAUUAUACGUCGAAUGGGCAUGCAGUAGGCAUAUCGUGGAAUGGUGGCAGCUUGACGACUUACUCAAACAAAAAUCCUAAUUAUGUGGUCUAUGAGGUGGAGCCAAAGAGUAUGCAAGUUGUUGAUUAUGAAACAUGGAUUUUCGAUUUGGAGCAAGCUAACGUGCAGGGCAUGAGCGGUAAGCCGGAAUGGUUUAAGGAAUACAGCUUCACUGAAUUCACCAGUGAUCUUAGUCCUGCUCACCUAGAUUCAUUGUUAGACCGGCUGGCUGAGAAUCCGGAUUUAUUGCAAACGUAUUGGUUAUAUAAGCACACCACGGCCAGACCACGAGUGGAGAACGGUUGUGAUCGCAAGUGUUUGUCGAAAACUUUGUGUCGCUUGGCAGUAACUGUUUACGACCAACGGACACGUUGCAAACAAUUGCAAGCUAAGUUAGAAGCAAAUCUACCAGCGGUGACAACUGAAGCCCCGAGCACUGAAGCGUCGACGACGACUCAAAGGCCUGGCACUACUGAGAAGCCCUCCGGCAAUACUGCAGCUGAAAUAUUUGGCCCGCAUCUGGUAACAAUCAUGAUUGUUCUGCUUUUUGCUACAUUCCCACACUAAAAUCUUGAGAAUCCUUCAAAUAUGCUUUACAGUUUUCUUGCUAAGAAAUAUACAGAUUAACCGUAGAGCACAGAUUUGAAUAUUUUUAUACAGUGUGAUCAUUAAAACAUGCAAUAAUUUAAAAAAUACAGCACAUAC
This is a messenger RNA of Ceratitis capitata (Mediterranean fruit fly), 2232 nucleotides long. Its product is annotated as sphingomyelin phosphodiesterase 1. Bases 43 to 2094 code for a protein of 683 amino acids. Gene Ontology annotation, cellular component: lysosome. Gene Ontology annotation, biological process: ceramide biosynthetic process; sphingomyelin catabolic process. The record is from RefSeq and is a predicted model, not a curated record. The transcript is spliced from 6 exons. Lineage: Eukaryota; Metazoa; Arthropoda; Insecta; Diptera; Tephritidae. Gene Ontology annotation, molecular function: acid sphingomyelin phosphodiesterase activity.